Molecule: messenger RNA, 9646 nt
Organism: Aphis gossypii (cotton aphid)
Lineage: Eukaryota; Metazoa; Arthropoda; Insecta; Hemiptera; Aphididae
Gene: Rbp6
Product: RNA-binding protein Musashi homolog Rbp6
Exons: 16
Coding region: 978-2171 (397 amino acids)
Cellular component (GO): cytoplasm
Molecular function (GO): RNA binding
Source: RefSeq, a predicted model, not a curated record
CACUCGCCGCAUCGUUCAGUCGAACAUAUCCGUUUAGCGCGAACGCUCGGGAGUAUACCGUGUGCGCCAAAAAAGCACACCUCCCACCAGUAGUGGUUAGUCGUAGUUUGCAGGAACAAAAUAUAUAUAUAUAUUAUAUAUAAUAUAUUAUAUUAUAUAUCCGUGUGUGUAUAUAUAUACAUAUAUAUUAUUAUUAUUAUUAUUAUAUAUAUAUAUAUAUAUAUAUAGUAUAUAUACAGCAACAAUAACAACCACCCAAAAUCACGUAUAAUAAUAUAUAUGUGUAUAUAUAGUUUUGUAUAUCGCCUUUAAUAACCGCCGUUUUAUCAAAAAAGAAUUGACGUGUCUUGUAAAAAAAAUCGAGUGUACAUCAUUACGACACCGGUCGUGUGAAUCGCUGACUGCACCACCGCUGCCGGGUUAACCACCACCGCAACGGACACCACGUGAACAACAACAAAUUCGUAUUCAAUUUCGUGUUAUAUAAUACACACAUAUUAUAUAUUUAUAUAUAAUCGUGUGUACGCGUGCUUGUAUUAUCUCGGUCUCUCUAUAUUUCCGUCUCUGUGUGUGCAGUGUGCAUAUUAUAUACGCGGGUGUCACAGGAUUCUCUUUUGCGCCGGUCAAGUCGUCGAGUUUUACGCGACGAAAGUCAAUUCAAUUUUUCGAAAUCAAUCCGUUCGCUAUCCGCUGGUCUUGUACCUACUCGUGCCAUUUGCUUUCGUCGCUGUCCGGUCCGGAAUCCACGUGAACCGUGCAAGCAGCAGCAGCAGCAGCAUCAGCAGCAUCGCAGCAACAUAAAAUAAUAUCAACCGGCUAGUUAGCAUAUAUAUACAUUGCACACGUCGGACUCGACACACACUCGCCCACGACACACUUAUCGCGCUUCACCCUUUCGUUCGGUCUUCGCCAAAAGUUAACACACACGCUCGCGUGAGUUAUUAUUGUUGUUAUCGCAUUAUAAUAUCAUCUGUACGAUGGAAUCGCAGAGCGCACAGGACACAGUGACCGUGGCCGCGGAGGUGCCCAACGACCCUGGGAAAAUGUUCAUUGGCGGUCUCAGUUGGCAAACCAGUCCAGAAUCAUUGAGGGAGUACUUUAGUAAGUUCGGAGAGAUAACUGAAGUUAUGGUUAUGAAAGAUCCAACGACUCGCCGAUCAAGCCGUGUUGCUGUAGCUGAUCAGACCGCUGGAAACGAAAACGAGCUGAAAUAUGUGUCAAGGGGAUUCGGGUUCGUUACUUUUGCUGAUCCGUCCAGCGUGGACAAAGUUCUGGCACUAGGAUCACACGAGUUGGAUGGCAAAAAAAUUGAUCCGAAAGUGGCAUUUCCACGACGGGCACAUCCGAAGAUGGUGACUCGAACGAAAAAAAUCUUUGUCGGUGGUUUGUCGGCGCCAACAACGUUAGAAGAUGUCAAAAACUACUUUGAACAAUUUGGACCGAUUGAAGAUGCGAUGUUAAUGUUCGACAAACAAACAAAUCGACACAGAGGUUUCGGUUUCGUGACUUUCCACUCGGAAGAUGUAGUAGAUAAAGUCUGCGAAAUACAUUUCCACGAAAUCAACAGUAAAAUGGUGGAGUGUAAAAAAGCGCAACCAAAGGAAGUGAUGCUGCCGGCCAACCUGGCGAAAACGCGAGCUGCUGGCCGCGGGACUUACGAUUUUAUGUGGCCAUUGGGGACCUUGCCUGACGGUUUUCCGGCUGCUGCGUACGCGGCUUAUGCCUCUAGCCGAGGUUUUUCGGGUUACCCUAGUUUCGGACUCUCGUAUCCAGCAGGGGUUGCUAUUAUCGGGACCAGGCCUCGAUGCGGUAUUACUCCAGCCCAAUGCCAUAACGUGAUGAGCAAUUACCACCAUCAGGCAGCCGCGGUCGCCGCACAAGGUUUCGGGCCACCAGCGUCGCCGCACACCGGCGGUCCCGGCAACCCGCGGGCCGCCGCGUUCCCGCCGGCCACAUCGCCCGGCCCCGGCGCCCCGUCCACCAUGGACAUGUACAGCUCGAACCCGGCCGAUUACGUGCAAGCAGCGUCACCGCAACCGUCCGCGUUCCCCGCGAUCGCCGUCUCACGUGCGCCCAUUAAUUACAAUCCUGUAGGGGGCUUUGAUUCCGGCCGCUUUUACCAAUGGGUACCACUGAACAACGCAAGAGUCAAUAAAUUUCUUCCAUCGUAAGGUUGACCGAUAUUAGUCGCCCCUAUGCGUGUGAUUGACUCAAUAACUCACAACUAUCACCAGAGAUAUAUAUAUAAACGUCUCACUCACUCUCACUUACACCAAAGGUUUUCUUUCUCAAUAAUGCUAUUAAUAAUAAUCGUUUCUAUAUUAUAUAAUAAUUAUAAUAAUUAAAAAUUUAAAAAAAACAUGUUUUAUUAUAUUAAUAAUGUUUAUAUUAUGAUAACAAAUAAAAAAAAAUAAUAUAUAAGAUAAUUACUUUAAAGAAAAAAAAUUAUUAUUAUAUUCGUUUUUUUUUUUUUUUAGGGUUUUUAUUAUUAUAUAAAUGAAAUUACCCAAAAUAUGUAAAUUUAAUAAUAUUAACUUAAUACUUAUAUUAUAUAAUAAUAAUAACUAUACCUAAACUAAUUAUAAUCUCUGAACGAUAAAUCAAACCAGGAAAUCAGAAAAAAAAAUUGUCGCGUGUUGCUCAUUAUAAUUAUAAGGGCGCAGCCAUAUAAUAAUUGUAGAAUAGAAAAAAAAAUCAACACCAUCUAUUAAGAUCUCAUAAUGAAUCACACACACAAUAUACCUGCACAAUAUGCAGGUAGUAAUAAUAACAAAAAAUACUGUUAUAUUAUCAACUACCGUCGAAUCGACGAAUGUUUCGCGAAACCGUCAUAAAAUAUCAUCAUAAUCAUAAUGUGUAUAAUAUUAUGUGCUUAUUGUAUGAACUGCGAUAGGUAUAUUAUAUUAUAAUAAUAUUAAAAUCAGAUUUUUGCUAUUCGAGAAAUUUGACUAAGUCAGAUUUCAUUCAACUACUUAGACUAAAUAAUACGAUUCGACACUCGAUUAUUCGUCCUUUUACUUUUAAACUCCGUGUAAAUAAUACCGGAUCGAUCCGUUCAGACGUGACUCGCGACAACAUUCGACGUUUUGUUGUUAUUAUUACCUAAUAACAUUUUUAUUGCCAUGGUAACUGAUUCUACACUACAUUUAUUAUAUCUAAUAUACAUCUUUAAUUUUCUCGUUCUAUGCUAUGAAAAAAUAAAUAUUAAAAAUACGCGUCAUAAAAUAGAAAACAUUUGAAAACAGAAAAAUUUAACAAUCGAGCACACUACUGAACAAUUUAAAUUGUUUAUAAGUUUAAUUUUUAGGUUGAUCAUAUUAAUAAUAUAAUAAUUAUUAUUAACGUAUUUAUUAUUUACUUACUAUGAUAAUAUAUAUUGGAAAAUUAUAAUAAUUACUUAUCGAACCGACGGGUAAAUGUUUUAUUAUUAUAAUGGUUAUAAUUAUAAUAAUCACACGAUGACGGACACUCGUCAUGAGUGUAAUUUUUUUUGGUUUUUUAUAACUUUAAUAUAAUGGGCCACAAUAAUAUUUAUAAUCCACCUAUCCCUCAAAUAAAAUACCACCACCGCCUCCACUAUCAAUACCUCCACUCUCACCACCACCAACUUGAUGUGUGAAUUAUUUACGGUUUUAUUUAUUUUUUUCGUUUUUGCUAUUUCAUAUUUAUUUAUUUACGGUGAUAAUCAAAUUUUUGUUUUAUAAAUAUAAUUAUUAUUAUUUUUUCGUUUUCGUUUUUAUUUUUUUUUUUUUAACGAACAAUUAUUAUGAUAAACCAAUAGACUAUAUUAUAUUAUAAUUAUUAUUAUCAUUAUUAUUAUUAUUAUUAUUACUAUAAUAUGUUUGUUACGUAUUUUUAAAAUUAUUCUUUGUCAUUAAUUUUUUUUUCGUUUUAUCGUUUUCUUUUUUUUAAUUUGUUAUCAAAAUAUUGAAUUAAAUAUAAUUGUUGUUAAAAUAUUAUUGUUAUUACGGCUUUAAAACGUAUCUUUAAAUUAAUAAUAAUAUAAUUCGUCAAUAGUUUAAUUUAACAUUAUAUAUUAUACAUAUUAUAAUUUUUCUUCUUUUCUUUUGACUUAUCUUAAUAUGACUAAGUGUAUUUUGUUUGUUUUUUUUUUUUUGAAUAUCCCCAUUUUCCCAAGUCCCCACCCUGCCCUGUUCGAAUAAAUAUAAAAUAUAUUGUAUUAUAAUAUUAUACAACACAAUGUAUUUAUAAUAUAUAUUAUAUGAAUAAUUACAAUUAUAAUAGCUAUAUAUAAACGUUCUGUUUCUUUAAGCAUACAUAACACCAAUCACAUAAUCCAUACCAUAUUAUAAUGUGUCGUCAUCUUUACCGUUAUUUUAAUAUUUUAUAAAUGCAUAUUGCAUGUAUAUAUUCAAUAUUUUAGUAUCGACCGUGUUCAAAUGACUGUCUGUUUGUGAGUACAUUUUACCUAUUAUAAUAUAUAAAAUACAACAUUUACGGAGUGGACAAAAUAAAAAAAAUUAUCUAUAUAAUUUUCGUGACAUUAAGUUUUAGAACAAAUUAAUAUUGCUUUAUUAAUUGACCGCUGUUGAAUGUGAACAACUGAAGUUGUCUAAUGAAAAUCAUUUUCUAAAAAGUCUAUCCCACCAAGGUCAAGGUUAUACAGCAUCCAUGUAGUCUUAAAUCACUUUGAUGUCAUCGAAAUCCUGUCACUACCGACAUUACUCUCGUAUGCAUACGCGCACAAGGGUUGUGAUUUUUGCUAAGAUCUGUCACUUUUAUAAUAAAAUAAUUAAAUCACCAGUUGACCUCCGCCGAGCAUUUUCUUAAUUCUCCUCGUACUGCUAUUAUACAUUAUGCGAUGUCAUGUCCUAAUUGUGUAACAACAAACAACAACAAUUAUAAUAAAAAAAAAAGAAAGAUAAUAGCAUUUGAUCUUAGAUCAUAGAAUUUUUUAUGAUCUUAGCUUUUGACGAUUAAUGUUAUGAAUAGUUUGUACACAGGAUGAUUAAAGCUACUACUUCGCGCGCCGAAAUCUCAAACACCACAUCAGGUGUUUUCAUUGUCCAUAACUCGUGGUCAGGUACGUUACUAGACUAAACUUUUGUGGAUAAUAAUUCUUUUUGCAUAUAUUAAGUAUAAUAGUAUUAUACUGUGGUCGGAGUGAAGUACACGGAGAUGCUAUCCAUCCUCAUAAUUUCGUUUACACAUUUCAUCUACGGAAAAUUGAUAUAAAAAUCAGUCUGUCCUUACAAUCGAUAUCAUAAAUGUGUCUUAUAUUUCGUACUCACGUUAUUUUAUGUUUAGUGAAAAUAAUUGAAAAUCGAGACUUUAAGAUACAUUGUUGAUAUUUGAUUACAUUAUUCGAAAUACAAAUUACACACGUAAGUCGCUUAUUCUAAUCCACCCACAUCCACAACUAAUAUAUACACUUUCGUUCGUAUAUGUAUUGCAGACAAAUUAUUGUUUUAUUUGUCAUUAAAUACACACAUUGUAUACUAUUAUCAUUAUAUCUGUAAAGUCUUGGUUGUGUUAUAAUCCUAGUUAUACUCCAUGAGGUAAUUUGCACGUCCGUCGAUACACUUAUCUAACUCUUGGAAAUGAUGAUGACGUUGUUUGUUAUUAUUAAUUUUCAAAUAUUUGACGAAUUUUUCAUAAAUCAUUUUCAUUUCCAUCACCGUUUUCGAUUACUAUUAUUGCAACAAUUGUGUCAAGUCGAUUUUUAUAUUCAAAAUGAUAAUCAAGUAAAUAAGACUACUCACCUAAUUUUCUAUUAAAUUUCACGCUAUUAAUUUAAAUAUCGAUAUUAUAAUGAUAUAAAUAUUCAAAUAUUAAAUUUACGAAUAAGAUUUAAAUUUUUUUCAUCAAUUACUAUAUAUAAUAUAUAUAUAUAUAUAAUAUUAUAGUAAUUCAUGAACUUUAUUCUUAACUUUUUUGGAAAUCAUGAUUUCAAAAUUAUUUUAAUAAUGACUCGUUUUCAUGAAAAGGUUCCGGCUCUCUAUUCUUUAGACGAAAAGACGUACAUAAGUCCCACGAUUUUAUGAAGUACACUUGCAACUAUAAUACAAAAUGUGAUGCGGUUGUUUGAGUUAAUCGUGAAAUAUGAGGAUUAUUAUUGAAGAGUUUGGUCUAAUUUUGGUAGGUAUGCCUUUUAGAAAGUUUUUCAUUAACACGUUUACACCAGCAAUAUAAUAAUAUUUUGCUUUACAUAAUAUCAAUAUACUUACCAACACCACUUCAAAACAUUCCUACAUUCGAUCCAUACUUCUCCAUUUAUUCUACUAUAAACGAAAUUGAAAAGCGUUUAUAUUAUUUUAAUAUAAUAUACAAAAUAUGAUAAAUGGUCUGCAAAACAAAAUUAAUACCCCAUUUAAGUAAAAUAAAAAGCCAUGUUCUUUGUAAAUAGAGUAAAGAUGUUUUACAAAUAAAAAAAAAUAAACUUUUAAUAACAUUAUUAAUUAAAAUAUGUACUUAUAUUAUUAACGAUAAAUUAUAUUAUUUGAAUAAUAUUGUGUACAUAUUUUCUUAUCCAAUUAAUUUAUAUUAAAUCUACAAUCUACAAUUGUAGAAACAUUUUUAAAUAUUUAUAUAUUAUGUAUUAUGUAUUUAUAAUAUAUAAAUUAUUAUUAUUUAUUACCUAUUACAUUUGUCACUAUGACUAAACAAUAUAAAAUAUAAUAUAAUAUAGCUAUUAAUAAUACAUUUUAAUAAUAGUUUUUGAAUAUAUAUUAGGUAUAUUAUUAGGUUAUAACCUAUUUUAGACACACUCUCACACGCGCGAGUUUGUAGCAUUGUGGUUCAUUAUAAAAAAUAAAUCGCUCUUGUAUUGCUCUAUUAUAAUAUAAUAUACGAUUGCUUUUAAAUAUUAAUUUAUACACCGUUGAGUGAUUUCAUUUAUAAUUAUAACGGUUUUUAUUCUUUUUAUUUUUAACAUGUGAUAUUCAUUAUUAACAUUACGUAAGACUAAAUAAAAUAUGUAUAAAAGAAAAAAAUCGCUAUACCUAUGUAUUGAACCCGUUAUGAUUGGGAAAUGUAUUCCCAUUUACUUUUGUUUUUUGGUUACUGGGCCCCUGUGAAGGAAAAUACAACAAUAAUAAUUAAUACGAAAUUAUAAUAACGUUUGUUAUUUUAAUACCUAGCUAAAUAAAUAUUUCUAGAUACAUGAUAAUUGAAAUUUUUAGCCAUUUUAUUAGUAUAUUCCUUAUUGACUUCUAGAAAUGACAUAGUAGAGAAUUUCCUGAAAAAUUAACUCUAAACAAAAUUGUAUAGUCACGUUUUUACUUGAAAAUAUUAAGUUAUAUAAUAUACACGAUGCGUUUGAUAUAAUAAAAUAUUAUAAUAUAUAUAUAUUAUAUAAUAUAUACGUAUUAUAUAAUAUUAUAUAUAUAUAUACAUAUUUACUAUACAAAAGGAUAAAAGAAGCUCAAUUUUUUUUUAACACUAACGAUAUUUUAUAUUUUUUCUUGAAACUUUAAACUACGAGUAUAUACGUUUGCAUCGUAAAUUAUAUCCCAUUCCUCUAUCCAAUCUCUACCAUCCCCCAUAUCUCUCUAUAAAGUAUAAAUAUAUAUAUAUAUAUAUGUAUAUUUUAUGCAUAAAUUUAGAAGUAAAUGAGUAAGUCGCACACCUAUGCCAUAUACGAUGUAAUAUACAUGUUAUAUCCGAUUUCGAUCCAAUAAUGAUAUACCUAUAUAAAAUAUGUGAAACUUGAUAAUAAUAUUGACGAGAUUUGUAUACAAUCUUUGUCUAGUAACAGUGGCAAUUCAAUACCAUAUCAAUGCUAAACAUCUGAAACUAAUGUUUAGCAAUUUAUUAUGGCAAUAAUUAGCGUAUAGUAGUAUACACGAUUUUUUUUUUUUAUAAUAUAUAAAUAUAUAUAUAUAUGUAUAAUUAUACAUACAUUUUAUAUAUACAUAAUAUUAUAAACGUAUGGUACCAAUAAAAAUAAAUAAAUAAAUAAAAUAUGUAAUAUUAUAUACUAUGUUAUGCCGCAAUAAAAUGCUGUGAUUCUGAUGUGAAAUCCGGUAGUGAUGUCUGCGCGCGCAAGUGCGAUUUUCAAGUUUUUUUUAAAUAUAUUAUCGAACACUGGUAAAUGAACAACAAUAUAAAAUUUAUAUAAUUAAUAUACGUUUAUGACUAUUGUAAAAAAUGUAACUAUUUUUUUUUUUUUUUUAUCCAUAAACGUUUUAAACUUAUUAUACAUCAAAACGAUUUAUAAUACUAUAUAAUUAUAAAUUAUUACUUUAAAUCUGUAACUAAAUUAUUGAUUAUUAUUAUAAUUAUAACAAUAUUACUGUAAUUUUAGUAUAUAUUAUUAUGAUUAUAUAUAUAUAUUUUUUUUUGUCUUUCAUACGAUGUGUUUGACCGCAGUGUUAUCGAUAUUAUUAUUGUACAAUGAUUUGUGUGGAUUGUCGAGGUCGGAUCGAAAGCGUAUACAAAUGAAACAAAAAAAUGACAAAAAUUAGCGUUUUGCGUUUUUUUUUUUUUUAUAUAUAUAUCAUGAUGAAGACCUUGGUAAUUAAACAAUACCUUUGUAUAUUAUACACACUAUGAAAAUAUUUUGCGGGACAUUGCAAUUUUUGAGUAAAUAAUUAUCAAUUAAUCAAUUCAAAUUUAUAACCGUACUAGUUAAUGACCUAUAUAUUACAAUUCUUAAACUAUACUUUCGUUAUAAGAAACUAUAUUAUGUUAUUAUAUUAUUAUGGUUAUUAUUAUUAUUAUUAUUAUUAUAUAUUAGAUUUUAAAUUGUUUUUUCCUUUCAAUGUCAUAUAAUAAUAAACAUAUAAUAUAGAAUAAAUACUACCUGUAUACCUAUAUUGUAGUGCUAUUCAAAUAAUAUAUAUAUAUAUAUGUGUAUAUAUAUAUAUAUAUUUAUUAAGUAGAACCAUUUACUUGGACGUUUAUAUGAUUUAAUAUACAAUUAAAAAAUAUUAUAAUAUUAUGAUGUAUAGUAUAGAUAUUUUGAAUAAUUUGAAUAAUAUUACGACGGCGCGUUUGCCGUCGAAGAAGACGAAGGGCUUACCUUCAAGAUUCAAAUAAACAAAUUUAAAUUUAAAUAAUUUACAAACUCGCACGAUAGUUUAUCGUGCAAUAAUAUUAUAAUAUCAUAUUAUUACAUUUACAACCAACACACACGCGUAGGUAAAACGUUAAGACAAGGGAUAAUAAUAUAUAAUCCUUGUACAUAUACACAUACCUAUAGGUAUUAAACAACAAUGACGUCGUAUAACGUUCGGGAUUUGCUAGAAAACCACGAAACGGACGAUCGAAAUCUAUGCGACCGUAUGCCUACCUCGUACAAUUUUGUACGAUAUACAUUUCAUGUUAACCAAACGCAACGUUCGAAACUGCGUCGUUUGAUGUAUACGUGUAAAAUUUAAUAAUAUUAUGCACACAAUACCAGGAUACAAAUAAGAAAUUAUAAUACCUUCGAUUCGUUCCAACCUCGUAAAUCGGACAAAUCGCGCUCGCUACACAUUUCGUUUCCGUUUAAGACUUAUAUAUUUACUUCCGUACAUAUUCACACACACGCGCGUAUGCACAUCCCUCUACCUGUAUACGUUUUGAUAAAAUUGAUAGUAUCCGCGCGACGACGCUGCGCCGUGUAGUGCGACGACGUUAAAUAUUUUUGCAAAAUUUCGUAAUAUAAAACAAAACACAAUCGCGAUGAAAAAACAAAACAAAA